Phyllostomus hastatus (greater spear-nosed bat) is the source of this 2877-nucleotide messenger RNA. RefSeq names its product zinc finger protein 7 (gene ZNF7). Lineage: Eukaryota; Metazoa; Chordata; Mammalia; Chiroptera; Phyllostomidae. Gene Ontology annotation, molecular function: RNA polymerase II cis-regulatory region sequence-specific DNA binding; DNA-binding transcription factor activity, RNA polymerase II-specific. The record is from RefSeq and is a predicted model, not a curated record. The transcript has 6 exons. The coding region runs from base 722 to 2812 and encodes 696 amino acids. Gene Ontology annotation, biological process: regulation of transcription by RNA polymerase II.
CAGAGGGGGCGCGGGCGUCUAGGCCCAUCUCCAGCGGCGUCGCGCGUUUGGAUCCGUCGGCGGUGCUGUGGAAGAGUGAGUCAAGGCGGCGGUCGCACCUUCAGGCGCAACGCCCUCGGCGGACCCCCGAGUCUUCCAGUCUACGGCAGUGCGGGCCUCGCGCUCCCCCCGCCUUUAGGCGAGGAAGCUCGGGAGGAGUGGGCAGCUUGGAAGGGCCGUGAGGGUGGUGGAGCCCCGGCCGCCUUGUCCGCGGAGGCGGGAGGCUUUUGGCCGACUCCCGUAGCCUCUCUUUCGGCCUUCCCACCAGCUGGCUCCAGAGGGAUCUUGGGUCUCCUUCGUGAAUAACCAUCCUCGUCGAGGGCCCCCUUUCCCUCCAUUUACGGCCCUGGAAGAUCUAGACUUAGUGACAGUUGUUGAAAGGGCUGUGUCUUGCGUGGGUAGGAAGUUUGCCUUCUCAGAAUUCUGGCUGCCGCUCAGGGCCUGCCCAUCUGUGCGGAGACCAGGAUCCAGCGCUGGCAGCUGCCUCCUUCCGACUGUUGCGUGAAGGCAGAGAGAGUCCUUGUGCAUUGUUCACGCCGCAUCCCGUUGCUUGGCUCAAGCCCACACAGCAACCAUCCCUUAAGUGUUCGUGGGUAACUCACAGCUGCCACUCACACUGAGAAAUGACCCAGGCCUUGGGGGCAGAUGCUCAAGUGCUGUGGCAGCUUUGAUUCUGCUCAGUAUGCCUGCUGGAGAAUAUCUGGAGGUAGAGGUCUCCCAGCCAGGACACAUCGAUACUCACUCACGGAGCCUCAUGGAGGCUGUGACAUUUGGUGACGUGGCUGUGCACUUCUCAAGGGAGGAGUGGCAGUGUCUGGAUCCUGGCCAGAGGGCCCUCUACAAGGAGGUGAUGCUGGAGAACCACAGCAGUGUGGCUGGAUUAGCAGGAUUUCUGCUCUUCAAGCCUGAGCUGAUCUCCCGGCUGGAGCAGGGGGAGGAGCCAUGGGUCCUUGACCUGCAGGGAACUGAGGGGAGAGAGCUGCCAAGGACCCCUCAGACAGAUUCUGCAAUUAGCACUGAUGGUGGGCAGGCCCAUGAGGAUGUAUACAUACUGAAAUCAGAGUCCCUGGCAGCAAUGGUCAAAACCCCACCACGUGAUUCUCCUCAGAGUCCCUGCUUCGGAGAUACUUCUGUUUCUGAGGUCUGGCUGGAGAGUAAACCGAGCUCUCUCUUCCAGAAACACCACUUGCACACAGGAACUGUGGCUGCCAGGAAGAUCUCUACCCAGGAGGAUGUGCAGGGCUGUGGCGGCAUGGGUUGUCAGCCUGAUAAAAGUCAGGGGGUUGCUGCAGAUGGGAUAUCCCUAAGAUGUGAUGUGUGUGGCAGGGGUUUCAUAUUCACAACUCUGCUUCACGAAGUUAACAUACAGAAGAAACUGAACAGAUGUCAAGAAUGCCAAGAAACGUUAUCUGAUUGUCCACAGGGGAAACAUCAAAGUAACUGCCGUGGGGAGAAGCCAUAUGAGUGUGAUGAAUGUGGGAAAGUCUUCAGGUUGUGUUCACAGCUUAAUCAGCAUCAGAGAAUCCACACAGGAGAGAAACCAUUCAAAUGCAUUGAGUGUGGAAAGGCCUUUCGCCUGAGCUCAAAACUUAUUCAGCAUCAAAGAAUUCAUACUGGAGAGAAGCCCUACAGGUGUGAGGAGUGUGGGAAAGCCUUUGGUCAGAGCUCCAGCCUCAUCCACCAUCAGAGGGUGCACACGGGAGAGAGGCCCUAUGGAUGUCGUGAGUGUGGGAAGGCCUUCAGCCAGCAGUCUCAGCUGGUCAGACACCAGCGGACUCACACUGGAGAGAGGCCCUACCUGUGCCAGGAGUGUGGGAAGGCCUUCAGCCAGAGCUCAACCCUGGCCCAGCACCAGCGGAUGCACGCUGGGGAGAAGCCUUCAGUUCCAAGAACACUGGAUGGUGCCGGCCUCGUUGCUCACCAGAGAACCCAUGCUGCAGAGAAACCGUUCAAGUGUGAUGAGUGUGGGAAGGCUUUUAGGUGGGUCUCUCGCCUUAGUCAGCAUCAGCUAACUCACACCGGAGAGAAACCAUAUAAAUGCAACAAGUGUGCAAAAGCCUUUGGUUGUAGCUCACGGCUUAUUCGCCACCAAAGAACUCACACUGGAGAGAAACCAUUCAAAUGUGAUGAGUGUGGGAAGGGCUUUGUUCAGGGCUCACACCUGAUUCAGCACCAGAGAAUUCACACAGGAGAGAAGCCCUAUGAGUGUAGUGACUGUGGGAAAGCCUUCAGCCAGAGCUCAAGCCUCAUUUACCAUCAGAGGAUCCACAAAGGGGAGAAGCCCUACGAGUGCCUGGAGUGCGGAAAAGCCUUCAGUAUGAGCACACAGCUGACAAUCCAUCAGAGGGUUCACACCGGGGAGAGGCCCUAUAAAUGUGGUGAGUGCGGGAAAGCCUUCAGUCAGAACUCCACCCUUUUCCAACACCAGAUAAUUCAUGCUGGAGUGAAGCCCUAUGGAUGCAGUGAGUGUGGGAAAGCCUUCAGUCGGAGCUCAUACCUCAUCGAGCACCAGAGGAUUCACACACGAGCCCAGUGGUACCAUGAAUACGGGGGCACCCUGGAGGGUCCUACCCAUGUGAGCCGUAAAAAAGUUAACACUGUAAAGAAACUACACAAAUGUAAUGAAUGUGAGAAAAUAUUCAGAUGGCGCUCGCAUCUAAUUAUACAUCAGAGGAUUCACACUGGAGAGAAACCUUAUAAAUGUACCAAAUGUGGCAAAGCCUUUAAUCGGAGCUCUAGGCUCACUCAGCAUCAGAAGACUCACAUAGAAUAGACCACACACCUCUGUAAAUGCACUUGCAUGUAAGGGAGAAUAAACCCACAGCCUUAACAUACUUA